Messenger RNA from Blepharisma stoltei, 3832 nucleotides. The record is from the annotation of a GenBank genome assembly. Lineage: Eukaryota; Ciliophora; Heterotrichea; Heterotrichida; Blepharismidae.
AUGGUUAUUCAUGGAUUUGAAAUUGGCGAAUAUCCAGUACACAACGCAAGACUAUGAAAGGCUAAAACAGGAAAAACAUUAAAGCACUCAAUUUUCGAAUUUUAUUCUAAGCUGUAUCAUGCACAAAAUAGAACUGUUUAUAUCGGCGAUGAAUCACUUCUCAGCCAAAAAGUCAAAGAAACAUUUAUAGCUACUAUUUGAUGUUUUCAAACAAUAACCUUAUUAUGAAUCCCGCAACUUGCAAUUAAAAAUUGAGCUGAGAAUCGAACAAUAUGAGAAAUCAUUGGAUUCUUAAGGCUUGAUAAUAUUAGCUCAGAAUUAGGGAUUACUUUUGAAUACUUUUAUUUAUCAAUUAUAAUGAUUUUUAUCAUUGUUUUGUGCAUCAUUGUCCUGAUUCUUUUAGAUUAUCUAUCACAAAAUAUCCCAAACUUGGUCAUUAGUGCUUUAAGGUGAAUUUUUGAUUUAUGAAAAACUGCCUUUUUGACACCUUCACUGACAUUAUAUUCAGUUUUUCUGAAAUAUAAUUUUUCAUCUAAAGGACACAUAUCUGCAUAUAAAAAUAAUAAUGAUCCUGCAGAUUUUGAAUUAAAUGCUGCUUGGCAAUUUGUCAUAAUUUUAACUAUGACUCUAAUAUUUGUGCUGAUAAUAUCAUAUGAAGAAUUUAUUGGAGAAAUAAGGCAUUCAGUGAGCAUUAAGGUGUUAAAAGCAAAAGCUCAUUCAAAAGUUGAUGUCCACAUUGCAAUUUUUAUGUAUUUUUCUCCAAUAUUAUAUGCAAUCACUAAUGAAGAUUUUAUGGUUUAUUUUCAAUUAUUUAUGAUGAUUGUUUCAUUAAUUUUGAUUGCAGAAAUAAUGAUUUUUUUACCAUAUUUUUCAUUAUGCUACUGUUUUAUUAAAAUUCUUGGACUCUUUGCUAUUGCUUUGGUCUCUUUUGGAUUUAUUUUAGGAUAUUUAAUGGACAAUUCUCUAGUCAUUAUUUUGGUAGCAAUAAUUUUAGGGCCAUUUUUAGCUUUUUUUGCUUUACAAUUUACUUUAAAAUUGCAAAAUAAAUUAAGUGUAAAUGUCCCAGAAACUUUGUCUGGGAUAGAAUCUGCAUAUCUUGCACUUACACUUAAUUAAUAUAUAGAAAACUCCACUGUAUUGCCGAAGGAUUACCUCCACCCUUAAGCUUCUCUCGGUUGCUCACCAUCAAUCAUAUCACGACCUUCGAAGAGUUACUCCACCGAACAAGGAUGUGCACUCGCUAUCCGUAGUCUGGAUGAGUUGUGCCAGCUUGCAGUACGUCAACAGAGUUGCCCAUUCCAAAAAUGAAUUUUCUGGUAUGACUGUCGGCCAAAAUGGAAAUCCAAAGCCUAGGACGUAACGCCCAGUUUCACGUCAGGGAUUUGCCCGAUGGACCAAGUGGAGUGCUUAGCUUUUCUGAGUUUCCCCUUUCCAACCAUGAACACCAUCUUCCCCUGAGGUAAAAUACCUGGUACCAGAAUGAGCUGCGGUUGGCCUAUUCCGACGUUGUGCUCAACUGCGCCAAGUAAAAACCUAGCCGGAUAUACUUCACCGAGCGCCAAUUUCCCUUCCACAAGAUCCCUGCUGCCUUUAGGGCUUGCGGCUACAGGUGUUGAGAAAAAGGCUGGUUCUCCGUCGCCAUUUUAAUAUAUAUUAGAAUCUGCAUACCAAUUAGAAAAAUCCUUGAGGUGUUCUUUAUGCUCUAAUGAUGCUGAGCAUAAAGAGCAGAUAAUUAAUCUCUAUGAGGCUUUCUUUAAUAAAGCUGGCUCACUUAAAAAUAAACUCCAACUAAUCUGAGCAGCAAACUAUUGUUUAUUUACUUUAAAAGAUGAAUCAUUAGCAAAAGUUAAGUUAAGCAGGAUUAAAAAUAUAUUAGAAUGGAACUUAGAAGCUGAUUUUCAAGAAUACCUUAUAAAUAAUACCAUCCAAGACUCUUUAUCGAGUGAAAGUUCACGAUUUAUCAGUUACUUGCAGCAACUGCAUCUUAUCAAGACAAGUGACAUAAAUUUAUGCAUUAAUUUAUUAAAAUUUUGAGAAGAGAUAACUUCAUCAAAACCUGAUCUUGAUAGACUAACCAAAAGAUUGACUUGAAUUAGCAAAAAAAUGCAGCUUCUUGCAAAUAAGUAUAGUCAAUUGAUAACAAAAUUUAUUGAUUGCAGAGAGUUUUUAUCUUUAUAUGCAUCAUUUAUGAAAGAUAUUAUUUUAGACAGAGAUAAAGCGAAUUUUCUUGGAAAUAAAUUAAAAACAUUUAAUGCAGAUAUAAUGAAUUCUGGCCCAAGCCAAUUGAGCUGCUUUGAUGAUUUAAGUGCGAUUUUAAUAAUUUCUGUUGAAGAAGAUAGCUUUGGGCAAAUUUUAUUUUCAAAUAAAAAAGCCAAAGAUGUUAUGAAAUUUAAUUCACCAAGCAUAGAUGGAAGCAAUAUUAUGAGCUUUAUUCCUUCUUAUUAUUGUGAAAAGCUAAAAGAUUGGCUCCAUGCCAAAUGACAGUGGAUGUUUGACAGUUAUGUUAUCGAAAUACAUUUGGUCGAAAUUAAAAGGGUUUUUUUAGGUCAAAUGUCUCAAUACCAAAAGUUUCAACCAAUUUUCCACUAAAAGUAUCGGCGAAAUGUACACUAUCAAAAAAACUGCUAUCAUUGGGCAUGUGCCCUAAAAAGAUUACGCGAUUGGUUACUCUCAUUUUUGCUUUAGUUCAGAAAUUGAUUUAAAUGGAGGCUUUUUUUUGGAGCUUCCUUCAGAAUAUCUAAUAGAAUGCACAGGAAAGGCGUCGAUAACUACAAUAGAAAAUUUUCUUGUUUUUAUAUUGAUUUUUAAGCAAAGCCAGAAAAAAAAUAAAAUUGCCUUAUUAUCUGAAAAUGGAGAAAUAUUGUGCUAUUCCAAGUAUUUUGCUGAGAUGGCUGGAAAAGAAAAUAAUAAUUUAAUCGGCUGCAACAUUAAAAAUAUUUUUAAUGAAACUGAACAAUAUUUAGCCAAUAAUGGCACUACAUCAGAGAGUCGCUUAAUCUGUUCUAGUAUACAUGCUUGUAACAUAGAAAUUUUUUAUGCUGCUUUUAUAAGUGGUUGUGAAGAAAUUCAAAGAUGGGAAAAUAAAAGCUCUGAAUGGCUUCCUGAUAAAAAAAGGAAAAAUAAGAAGACUAGCCAUGACUCUUUGGAUUUAUUAGUGCAUGAAUAUCCUAAUAAAGGAAUUAAAAAUGAAUAUGAAGGUAAAGUAUCAUUUAAUUCGGAAAUGAAUUUAAAAUCUGGGAAGAAUAAGAUUCAUGAAAUAACUGAAAAACGCUUUUCAGAAAAUUUUUCAGAAGAAAAAUCAGAGAGUUGACAAAAUAAAAAACUUAUAAAUUUAGUAGCAUCGUCUUCUAGGAAAAUAAAUAUUUUGCAUGCUGCUUUCAUUUUAUCUUAAUCUUAAGUUAUUUAUAAUUUUUACGUCCACUACAGGGUAGCUUUGUCCAGGACUGCCACCACAUUUGUCCAUGUGUCGGGCCCAUGGACCUCUGGAUCGAUCCACUUUGUUUCGCCAGGGCACUGGCAAAUAAGCGUUCCGGCUUCGACGGGCUUCACUGCUGCUGCGCUUUAUUCGACUCAGCUCCUGCACAUGUUCCACCUAAGGGUUACCUUCCUCAGGUGUGCUGAGAGGUAAAGACCUGAGCCUCUUGAGUGCAUUGAGUAGCAGCUCCUCUGAUUAUCCCCAGAGUUAAUAUGCUAUUCUGUGCAGAAUUUCUUGAGAUAAAAGCCUAGCCCCAUAAAUAAAAUUGCUUGAGGGAGAGAAAAUUAGCAGAGCUAAUUUCUCUCGACCGAAUGCCAUUUUAUUUAUGCUUUCAUUUUAUCAGUAAAAAAUAUUUAG